This is a messenger RNA of Peromyscus leucopus (white-footed mouse), 1053 nucleotides long. Its product is annotated as olfactory receptor 12D3. The coding region runs from base 1 to 972 and encodes 323 amino acids. Gene Ontology annotation, molecular function: G protein-coupled receptor activity; olfactory receptor activity. Gene Ontology annotation, cellular component: membrane. Lineage: Eukaryota; Metazoa; Chordata; Mammalia; Rodentia; Cricetidae. Gene Ontology annotation, biological process: G protein-coupled receptor signaling pathway. The transcript has a single exon. The record is from RefSeq and is a predicted model, not a curated record.
AUGGAGAAUGCCACUUCAGUGGAUGAGUUCCUCUUGCUAGGUCUGACCAGUGUUCAAGAGCUGCAGCCCAUCUUUUUUGUGAUGUUCUUAAUCAUUUACUUGCUGAAUUUGGUUGGAAAUGGAGUGAUAUUAAUGAUCAUCAUUUUGGAGAGAAGACUUCACUCCCCUAUGUACUUCUUCCUAGGAAACCUUUCCUGCCUGGAUAUUUGUUACUCUUCAGUGACUCUUCCCAAGGUUCUCAUCAACCUCAUCUCCAGGCACAGAAUCAUAUCUUUCCUUGGCUGCAUCACCCAGCUACAUUUCUUCCACUUUCUGGGAAGCACAGAGGCCAUCUUGCUGGCCGUGAUGGCCUUUGAUCGUUUUGUGGCUAUCUGCAGCCCGCUCCGAUACACUGCUAUCAUGAAUCCUCAGUUGUGCAUCCUGUUGGCAGCUAUGGCCUGGAUCACCAGCUUCUUCUACGCUCUGAUGCACUCUGUCAUGACUGCUCACUUGAACUUUUGCCACUCUCACAAACUCAGUCACUUCUUCUGUGAUGUCAAGCCCCUCUUAGAAGUGGCCUGUGGCAAUACAGUGCUGAACCAGUGGCUUCUUUCUGCUGUUACAGGCAGCAUAUCCAUGGGGGCCUUCCUCCUUACACUCCUCUCCUAUUUCUACAUCAUUGCCUUUCUUCUUUUUAAGAAUCAGUCCUGCAGAAUGCUAAGGAAGGCUCUGUCCACUUGCACCUCCCACUUUAUGGUGGUUUGUCUCUUCUAUGGACCCGUUGGCUUCACAUAUAUCCGCCCUGCCUCUGCAUCAGCCUCCUCCAUGAGUGAGGAUCGGAUGGUGGCCAUCAUCUAUAGUGCAGUCACCCCAGUGCUGAACCCACUGAUAUAUACCCUUAGGAACAAGGAGGUGAUGCUGGCUCUGAAGAAGAUCUUUGGGAAGAAGCUGUUUAAAGACCACCAGGUACAUGGAAGAGACCAAUGUGCAUGAAGACAUUUCACUCUAAUAAAUGGGGAGUUAACUUUUUUCCCUCUCUCAGGAUUCUUGAGGAUUUCAGGCAAAAUAGGAAGU